Lobosporangium transversale is the source of this 706-nucleotide messenger RNA. RefSeq lists its product as hypothetical. NCBI's taxonomy places the organism in Eukaryota, Fungi, Mortierellomycota, Mortierellomycetes, Mortierellales, Mortierellaceae. The record is from RefSeq and is a predicted model, not a curated record. The transcript has 2 exons. The coding region runs from base 1 to 288 and encodes 95 amino acids.
AUGCCUUUCUUCAAGAAGUCCAACAAGAACAAGACCACCUCGGCUGCUACCACGCCUGCACAAACUCCUCGUACUUCGGUUCAGCUCAAUGCUUCUGAUAUCUCCGCGGUUGUCGACAAGGCAAAUGCCCAUCUCCUCUCCCCCAAUACCGGCUUGGAAAUGCUCUCUCAGAAGGGUUGUAUGGGUCAUAUGCAAGCUUUGGCUAUGGCAAGAAUUUUGACACUUUCCAAUAUGUUGAGGCUUAUUUUAGGAACGUUCAACGUCAAAGUAGUCUCCAACAACGGGUAGGGAGGCAGCUUAGUUCAUUAUAUAUUCAAUUACACAGCCUUCUCCCGCAUUAUCAAGAAUAAUCCUCACUCUUGUUGAUAUGGCUAUAUUUCCUUAUUCAAUCGCCAAUUCCCUAAGAUUUCGAAAGGUGUCACGGCAGCGCCACGAUGGAUCAUACUAGUCAUUAACCAGACCUCUAUGACGACUCCAUGUUAAUGUCACGGAUGUCAUGGCACCACAUACUAUUACCCCUACGGCCGCUAGCGCGAGACAGUUUUCUGAACUUGCCUGAAACAAAAAAAAAAGUGACAUUUUGUGUGCCUAUGCGUAGCAAAGCAACUUGUAUUUCUGAGGUUGGUGGCUGUGCUCCAAAGAACUAAAUCGUGGCUUUUUUUUAUUUUAUUUUUUACGCCUGUAUAUUCUUCAUGUGAAAGCUUAC